Messenger RNA from Sciurus carolinensis (gray squirrel), 4656 nucleotides. It is a transcript of the gene Adgrf2, whose product is annotated as adhesion G protein-coupled receptor F2. The record is from RefSeq and is a predicted model, not a curated record. Lineage: Eukaryota; Metazoa; Chordata; Mammalia; Rodentia; Sciuridae. Gene Ontology annotation, cellular component: membrane. Gene Ontology annotation, molecular function: G protein-coupled receptor activity. Gene Ontology annotation, biological process: cell surface receptor signaling pathway; G protein-coupled receptor signaling pathway. Bases 214 to 2226 code for a protein of 670 amino acids. The transcript is spliced from 10 exons.
GGAGGGCAGGCCCCAGCCCAGCUGCCUCUGCUUCAGGAUCUGACAGUUGGGGCUAAAUUGACGACUCAGAGGGACAGGAGCCUGGUCUGCUGACUUGAAACGAGAUAUGGUGAAGGAAGCUGUGUGUCUCCAGCUGCAGGGAGUGGGGCAAAUUUACCUGUGACUUUCUCAUAGGUUGGCCACAAAGCAAGAAAUUCAACUGUGUGGAAGACAAUGACUUGUACACUUCUGUUCUUCUGUUUGGUGUUUCUUUUGCCCACAGAGUCCUGUAGGACAUUAUGCCAGGCUGCCAACAAAAGCAAGGAGAAGGUGCCUGCCCAGACACAUGGUGUAUGUGAUGGUGUCUGUAUGGAUAAUUCCCACUGCAACCAAACUUGCCCUCCAGGCACUGAAGGAAAUAUGGGGUUUUUAUGCAGGAAAAACAAAUGGUACAAAGUUACUGACACCUGCCGGACUCUCAAUGCCUUCAACAUCUUUGAGGAGGACUCAUAUGCAGCUAAACCAUUUGGAGAAACUAUAAGAAUAAAUGAAUAUGCUGGAAAGUCUGAGACCAUAACAGAUAUGUUGAUGCAAAAGUGCCCGACAGAUUUGUCUUGUGUGAUUAGAAACAUUCAGCGGUCUCCCCGGAUACCAGGAAACAUCGCUGUCAUUGUGCAGCUCUUACACAACAUUUCAACAACUCUGCUGACAGACGUUGAUGAGGCAAAGAUGCAGAGUUACAGCGCCAUGGCCAACCACAUUCUUAACAGCAAAAGCAUUUCAAACUGGACUUUCAUUCCUGACAGAAACAGCAGCUGUGUUCUGCUUCACUCAGUCAAUUCCUUUGCAAGAAAGCUCUUUGUAAAUAAACAUCCCAUCGACAUAUCAGACGCCUUCAUUCAUACCGUGGGUACCACCAUAUCUGGAGACAACUCAGGAAAGAAUUUCACUUUUUCCAUGAAAGUUAAUGACACCAGCAAUGAAGUCAUUGGGCAGGUGUUGAUUACUCAAGAAGAACUUAAGAAGGUGCCUUCCCCUUCUCAAAUCAUCAGCAUUGCGUUUCCAACUCUUGGGGCCAUCCUGGAAGCCAGUCUUUUGGAAAAUGUCACUGCAAAUGGCCUUGUUCUGUCUGUCAUUUUGCCCAAAGAACUUAAAAGAAUUUCACUGAUUUUCGAAAAGAUCAGCAAGUCAGAGGAAAGGAAGACACAGUGUGUUGGCUGGCACUCCCUGGAGAGCAGAUGGGACCAGCAGGCCUGUAAAACGAUUCAAGAAAACUCCCAGCAAGCUGUUUGCCAAUGUUGGCCAAGCAAGUUGUUUACCUCUUUCUCAAUUCUUAUGUCACCCCAGACCUUGGAGAGCCCAAUUCUGAUUUACAUCACAUAUGUAGGCCUGGGCAUUUCAAUUCUCAGCUUGAUCCUUUGCUUGUCCAUUGAAGCCUUGGUGUGGGGUCAAGUGACGAAGACGGAGAUCUCCUACUUACGGCACGUGUGUGUCGCUAACAUUGCAGCCACCUUACUGAUGGCUGAUGUGUGGUUCAUUGUGGCUUCCUUCCUCAGUGGUCCAACCGCACACUACAAUGAGUGUGUGGCGGCAACAUUUUUUGUUCAUUUCUUUUACCUUUCUGUGUUUUUCUGGAUGCUUGCCAAGGCACUCCUCAUCCUCUAUGGAAUUCUGAUUGUUUUCCAUACGCUGCCCAAAUCAGUCCUGGUGGCAUCUCUCUUUUCAGUGGGCUAUGGGUGCCCUUUGGUCAUCGCUGUUAUUACGGUUGCUGUCACUGAGCCUGGCAAAGGCUACCUACGGCCAGAGGCCUGCUGGCUUAACUGGGACACCACCAAAGCCCUCCUGGCCUUUGUGGUCCCAGCUCUGGCCAUUGUGAUAGUCAACCUGAUCACAGUCACACUGGUCAUCACCAAGACCCAGCGAGCUGCCAUUGGCAGUUCCAUGUUCCAGGAAGUGAGAGCCAUUGUGAGAAUCAGUAAGAACAUCGCCAUCCUUACACCACUGCUGGGUCUGACGUGGGGAUUCGGAAUAGCCACAGUCAUCGAUGACAGCUCCCUGGCCUUCCACGUCAUCUUCUCCCUGCUCAAUGCAUUCCAGGGUUUCUUCAUCCUGGUGUUUGGAACAAUCCUGGACCCGAAGAUAAGAGAAGCCUUAAAGGGUCGAGUGAACUCUGUGAAAUGGAUCACCAGAAUAUCAGAGGACCUUUCUUCUGAAUUCUCUUGUCAACCCACCAAAGGGCCAAGCUAACAAACCAUAUGCAUCCCUAACUCGGGAGGUCGUUCAUUCCAGGAAUGGCAGAGCCCAAAGAAGAAAUGUGCUUGUUCCUGUCUUCUUGCCACCAGGGAGAAUGAAGGAAGCCUCGUGCCAUGGGGCUGUCGGAGGAGGGAGUGAAGUGUACAGAGGAUGGAAGUCCCUUCUCUGAGUUGUUCUGUGCUACUAAAUAUGUCUUGCCCAGGAACCAUAUAUAUAGAUAGAUAUGACUUCUUUGUCCAUAAGCCAAGUAAAAUCAUAGAGUUUUAAAUCAGAAAAAAAAAAAUGCCUAUUUCAAGUUAAAGAGACAGGAGUCUGGAGUUGUGAGCACAGUUAAGCAGGAUUUGAGCCAGAGGUAGAAGCCCAAGUCUGGGAACUCCUAGUUCUUGACUUUCUCUCCAAGACCAGGUAGCCACUGAAGGACUUUCUGCCACACUUUCUGUCACCAACACUGUGUGUUUGAAGCCUGAAAUGGGGAAGAGGAAGUAUCAUAUUUCAAGGACAGAACUGCUAAUUUUCUUAACUUUGUAUGUAAACAAAUUCAACCUUCAAACCAGGUGUUACCUGAUAGAGAACAAUGCUGUAGGUUGAAGCCCCUUUACAAAGUAAGCACACUGGUAGCUGUCACAGGAGAAGACCAGGGGACAAGGGCAAGGGGCAGUGGAUGGUCCCCAAUUAUCCCACAAAGAAACCAGUGUUACUGAUGUCCCAUUAGAAAUGGGAAACUGAGGCUCACUUUGUGCUCGAGUAAUUCUCUCUCUGUUUUUUCUCCAAGGAAUCUUCUUCUAAGUGACAAAUUUAAGAAAGCAAUGAUAUAAUAAAGAGAUCGAUCAGAAGGUAGAGAAAAAAAAAUGCAUCAACCUGGAGAAAGAAUUAUCUUUCAAGAGGCACUGCUCAUAUUGAGACAACAAUAGCAUCCCUCUCAAAUGAAGCCAGAAAGUGGUUUGAAUUUUCCUUUUAGCAUUAUACCUGGAGGGUCUCCUCAAAAGAAGGAGGUGGGAUAGGCAUAGUCCUGGUUUUUCUCAGUGCAUAGAUUGAGGCAUAAAGAAAUGCCACUUAUCCAGAGUCAAUAUAUUCAGAUGAAGGCGGAAUCUCAUGAAGCCAAAUAAUUGGACGAUUGUAAAUCAGGAUGGACCUUAGGAAAGACUAAGUCUAAUUGUUUCAUUUUACAGAUGAGGACUCUGAGCAUGGGGGCAGAAGGAGGGAUUGUUCUGUUGUUUGUACUGUGCGUUGAGCAGUCACAGCUGGUAUGAAAACACUAUGGUGUACUCACUCCUGGAGAUAGGAUGGUGGGAGAAAUACCCCAUCAUGUUCAUCAUUAACCAAGAAAGGUCCAUGGGUGCUAAGAGCAACCCUGUGAAGAAGUUGUGCUCACUCUUCUGCAGCCCCAAACUACCAUGCACCAUCUUGGAAAAUGUCAAGGAACUGCAUGGGAUAGGUUGACUCCUGAUGACCCUUGACAGGGACAUAUGCAAUAUCCUGCUUACACCUCACAAAGGGAGUAAUGUGGUCAGGUGGCCCAAGGAAGAAUUGGUGCUAACACUGCCUAAGGCAGACCAAUGGGUAGAGCACUUAAUAUAUGGCCAUCCUUGGGCAAGUCAUUUACAUUCCUUAGAUUAGUUUUCUCUUCUAUAAAUUGAAGAUAAUAGAGCCUACCUCAGAGGAUUACUGUAAAGAUUAAAUGCGCAAUGCAGGUACUUAGAACAGUAUUUGGUAAAUAAUAAUUGCUCAUUAAAAGUUAGGUUCAUUAAAUGUUAGAUUUUUUUAGAGUGCCUGUGCAUAUGUACACACAUAAAAGCACACACAACACAAACAAAUAUACAGCCCUGCUCUUUGCAUGAAUUUAAAUGUAGAUACCCUCAUGGGAACUAGUUGAUUGACUGCUAAAUAAGAAGUAAGGAUUCAAAUUGGUCUGUUCAAUGGUAGGGGUAUCAGCCAACAAAUCUGCUGAGUUUACUACUUUUAUCCAGUGCUACUCUGGUCAUGAUAUAUGGUUCCCUGCCUUGGAAAGAAAAGUGUGUGUCACAGAAUUCUAAGCCCUGUCCCUGUCUGAGCUCUGCUUCACUUUUUUCUUUUCUGAGAAGUCUUCCAUGAUUGGUCCAAACAGAAAUGCUGAUCCUCCCUCUCUAUGUUUUAUAUGAUUUAAAAUUUUUGCCAUUUGCCUUGCAGUGGUAUAUAUUGUGUUCUAUUGUUUGUUUACUUUCAGUCCUUUAUGUGCACACAUUUUCUUUCCCAGAUAAGACUAUAAAUCUUGUUGCUCACUGUGGUACCUACUUUUACAUGCUCUUAGAGCAGAGGAAGGUGCUUUGUAUAUAGAAAUAUGUUCAGUAAAUAUGUUCAAUAAACUCCUUUGAUUACACAACUAUUUGAUACUGGUUUUUCUAAAUCCCAAAUGACCUGGUAAUUAACUAGUGACCUAAAUAAAUC